Molecule: messenger RNA, 589 nt
Organism: Ctenocephalides felis (cat flea)
Lineage: Eukaryota; Metazoa; Arthropoda; Insecta; Siphonaptera; Pulicidae
Product: protein hook-like
Exons: 2
Coding region: 188-589 (133 amino acids)
Biological process (GO): cytoplasmic microtubule organization; cytoskeleton-dependent intracellular transport
Cellular component (GO): cytoplasm; centrosome
Molecular function (GO): microtubule binding; dynein light intermediate chain binding
Source: RefSeq, a predicted model, not a curated record
UUAAUUUUGCCUAGACAAUAUAAUAAUAUAAUAAUUGGUCAUCUUGUCAGUGCAAUAAUAACUAACAUAGAAUGUUAACUUAUUCAUUCGUUAUUCAUAGAUAAUAAUUUUGGAAAUAAAGGCGCUUAUUAUUAAUUUAAAUACUCAAAAUAUUAUGUUUGAUUGAUAAAACAGUUUAAAGUUUACAAUGGAUGAUAAAUGCAACUCCUUAUUAACCUGGUUUAGGUUGCUUGAACCAGAUGCCCAUCAUUCUUCUCUAUCCGACUUAACGGAUGGUGUUGCUAUGUCUCAAGUUUUAAGUCAAAUUGAUCCAGUUUUUUUCUCUCCUUCAUGGGGCGAAAAAAUUAAAACUAACGUAGAAAACAAUUGGAGACUUAAGGUCAGCAAUCUGAAAAAAGUUAUUGAACGUGUAACUGAUUAUUGUACUGAUGUUUUGAAUCUUAAUGUGCAUGAUUAUGCCAAACCCGAUGCUUUGAGAAUAGCUGAGGGAGGCGAUGUAGAAGAGUUGGCUCGCCUUCUACAACUCAUAUUGGGUUGUGCAGUCAACUGUGAAAACAAAGAAACUUACAUAACUCAAAUCAUGGGUUAG